Molecule: messenger RNA, 1461 nt
Organism: Marmota flaviventris (yellow-bellied marmot)
Lineage: Eukaryota; Metazoa; Chordata; Mammalia; Rodentia; Sciuridae
Gene: Ocstamp
Product: osteoclast stimulatory transmembrane protein
Cellular component (GO): membrane
Source: RefSeq, a predicted model, not a curated record
AUGAGGGGCCUCUGUGGAGCUGCUGAGCACCUCGUCAGGACUGGGUGGAGGUUCUGGCAAUUGGGGAUCCGCAAGGCCCUUGACCCACUGCAGGCUGCCUGGGAUGCCUUCUCCCAGUCUGUCCCAGCCAGCUGUGGCCAGCUGCUGACCCAGCUCCUCCUCUGUGCUUGCCUGGCUGUUGCUGCCGCAGAACUGGUUUGUCAUCGGCUGGUCUCUUCGUGGGUUUAUCCUUCAGGACCCUCGGGCAUCAUAGCCACUGUGUGUGGACUUCUGGUCUUCCUGGGCCUGGGCCUGGUACCCCCGGUCCGCUGCCUGUUCGCGCUCAGUGUGCCCACCCUGGGCACGGAACAGGGACGCCGGCUGCUCCUGUCCUACAGUACUGCCACCCUGGCCGUUGCCGUGGUGCCAAACGUCUUGGCCAACAUGGGUGCAGCUGGACAGGUGCUUAGGUGCGUCACCGAGGGCUCCCUGGACAGCCUGCUCAAUACCACUCACCAGCUGCGCAAUGCGUCCACAGCACUGGGCCCCACCAGCCGAUCGGGCAGCCGGGGCCUGACAUUUGAGAGCCAGGGAAAUGGCUCUGCCUUCCGGCUUCACAUGCUCAGGGUCACUCAGGGGGUCCUGGAGGACUUCUCUGCCUUGGAGUCCCUGGCCCAGGCAGCAGCACUGGGGACUCAGCGGGUGGUCACGGGGAUGUUCAUGCUGGGCCUCCUGGUGGAAUCUGCCUGGUACCUCCACCGCUACCUGACUGACCUGCGGUUUGACAACAUCUAUGAGACACCACAGCUGACCCGGCAACUGGCCCAGGCCCAGGCCACCCACCUAGUGGCUCCUCCACCCCCGUGGCUGCUCGGAAUAGCCCGGCCCAAGCUGUCCCGGGAGGAGCUGCUGCACUGUCUCCUGAGGCUGGGGCUUCUCUCCCUGCUCCUGGUGGCCACAGCUGUGGCAGUGGCCACAGACCACAUGGCCUUCCUGCUGGCACAGGCGGCAGUGGAUUGGGCUCAGAAGUUGCCAGUUGUGCCUGUCACGCUUAUGGUUAAGUAUGAUGCGGCCUACAGCGUCCUGGACUUCGUCCCCUUCCUCCUCAACCGGCCCCCUGCCCAGAGCCCCUUCCUCUCCGCCCGCCACUGCUUCCGGUGGGACCUGCGCUUCACCUCGGCGGGCUGCCGGCUGCUGCCCGCCCAGCGCCCCCAGGACUCCGCCGCGCUGGCCGCCGCGAGCCUGCAGCUGCUGGCCGGCUCCACGGUGCUGCUGGAGACCUACGCCCGGCGCCUGCGGCACGCCAUCGCCGCCGCCUUCUUCCCUGCGCAGGAGGCGAGGAGAAUCCGCCACCUGCGCGCCCGGCUCCAGAGGAGGUACGACCGGCACCGGGGCCAGCGGCUGCCCCCGGGGCCUCCUCCCUCUCCCGACCUCACGGACCGCACAGAGGCACGGGGCAGAGGAGCAGGAGGCCGCGGGUAG